AUGUCUCAUAAAAGUAUUAUAGCUGAUUUCCUAUUGUUCGACUUAGAUGGUACUCUUGUAAAUUCAACACUUGCUGUAGAAAAGACAUGGAUUGAACAAUGCAAUAAUCAUAAUUCAACAAAUGAAGUACCUAUCGAUGCUGAGAUUUUAUUAAAUUCAGCACAUGGAACAAGAACGGCUGAAACAAUCAAAAGAUGGUUUCCUUAUUUACAAAACGACAAAGAGUCUAUUAAUCUUUUUGAAAAAGCCAUUGUUACAAAUUAUGGGCAUUUAGCGGAAGAGGUCAAGGGUGCAACACAUUUGAUCGAUAGUAUAAAUAAGUUUGGAAGUAAUCAGUGGGCUAUAAUAACUUCUGGUACUAAAGAUUUAGCAUAUGGGUGGUUUGAAAAAUUAUUUGUAAAUUCUGGCAAGCCAAAGGUUUUCAUUACUGCAAAUGAUGUUUCGCAAGGUAAGCCGAAUCCCGAAGGCUACUUGGAGGCAUUUAGUCAAUUAAAAGAGACAAACAAACUAGUUGGUCAUGAAUUUUCUGCUGUUGUUUUCGAAGACGCCCCGGUGGGUAUUCAAGCGGGUAUUGCUGCAGGGUUUCAUGUUAUUGGGAUUGCAACUACUUUUGAUAAGGAUACUUUAAUAAACGCAGGAUCAUCAUUUGUAGUCGAAGAUUUGUCAAAAAUACACAUUACGAAAACUACUUCAACAUCAUUCCAAUUAGAUUUGGAUAUAUUAUAA
Molecule: messenger RNA, 726 nt
Organism: Debaryomyces hansenii CBS767
Lineage: Eukaryota; Fungi; Ascomycota; Pichiomycetes; Serinales; Debaryomycetaceae
Gene: DOG1
Product: 2-deoxyglucose-6-phosphatase
Exons: 1
Coding region: 1-726 (241 amino acids)
Molecular function (GO): 2-deoxyglucose-6-phosphatase activity; beta-phosphoglucomutase activity
Source: RefSeq, a predicted model, not a curated record